AUGAAUACACCAUAUCUUUUUAUUUUCACCUAAUUAUAGAUUAAAUAUAAAUUUAAUUUCCCGAAGUUUUAUGGAUAAUAUGUAUUGUUGUUUGUUUCAAAUAAAAUGACUCUUAAUAAAUAAAUGAACACAGUUUAUUUUUAUUUUUUCACUAAUUAAUUAAUAUAUUUAUAUUCAACUAUUUAUUUUUUCAUUUUAUUAAAAUAUUUUAUGAUUUAUCAUUUUAAGAAUAUUAAUAUCAAUAAAAAUAAGAUUAGGAAUCUAAAAAAUAAUCAAAACUAAAAUAAGAAUAAUCCAAAUCAAACCAAAAGAAAUGAAAUAAAAUGCAAGAAAGAAAGAAAGACUUUUUUUUAAACUGAAGAAGUUCCAAUAAAACUUAGAGUAGAAUAUCAAAAGAAAAGAAGUAAUAAUACAAAUAAAAAUAAAAGAAAUAAAAAUAAAAAUGAAGAAUUCUAAAUAAAAUAAAAACUAACUAUUAAAAUAGAAAAGUAAAUAAAUAAACACUUAAUAAUUAAAAUAUUUGUUAAUUAAUUUCACAAAUAUCAAAAUUAUUUUCAUUAAAAAUACUAUUAUAAAGUCAAUUAAUAUUUAUUUUAAGUAAAUUAUUCCUUUUUAAUUUUAAUGUUUCUACUUUUAUUCAUUUGA
Tetrahymena thermophila SB210 is the source of this 645-nucleotide messenger RNA. Its product is annotated as transmembrane protein, putative. The transcript has a single exon. Lineage: Eukaryota; Ciliophora; Oligohymenophorea; Hymenostomatida; Tetrahymenidae. The record is from RefSeq and is a predicted model, not a curated record.